UUGCCCGGACGGGUGAGUGUGCGGGGUCUCGCCUCCCCAGCCAAUGGGAGGAGCGGACCUGUUGCCCGGUGAAGAUGGCGCUGGCGGUCAGGCGGUGCCGCUUCGCUCUGUCCUGGGCUCACAGGCAGCCCGGCCCCAUAGCCGCCCCCGUCGCCGUGCCGCGGUGCCUGGCUCCGCCCGGGCCUCUUCCCUGGGCCCGGCGGUACAGCACUGAGCCGGGACCGGGGCGCCAGCCGCGGCCCAAGAAGGUGGUGGUGGUCGGGAUCCCCAACCCGUUCAUCUGGGCCCGCACCAAGAUGUACUUCUUCCUGAUCAGAGCUUAUUUCGAUCAGGACUUCACCUUCGAGGAGUUUUCCGCCGGUGCCAGGCAGGCCUUUUCACAAGUGUCAAAGAUGCUUUCAGAGUGCAAUUUUGAUGCCUUGAAGAAUCUUGUAUCAAAAGAGGCUUUGGAGGAGGUGGAAGAAAAAUGUUUAGCUAUGCCUGUUAACCGCAGGGAGGCCUUAGCUGCUGAAGUGGAUGAAAUUAUGUAUAGCACACCAGGUGAUGUUGGAAUUUAUUAUGAUAACCAAGGUAGAAAGUUUGUCAGUAUAAUAAUGCGAUACUGGUACCUGACUGAUGUUGACCUUCCUGAUGAGACACCAGAGGGAACGAAAGUGUUUCAAGUUGUCUUUGGUGAUGAAAGCAGUAAAGACAGCUUACGCCUUCUCACAGCCAACUAUGAGUUUCGGCGUGAAUUUACACAAGGUGUGGAACCAGAUUGGAUCGUUACAAGGAUACAGCAUUUCAAAUUAUUGGAGUAAUUCUGCUGAAAAUCUUUCUGUAAGGAUGUUACUGCAUAAUUCACAGCCAAAAAAGACGACCUGCAAGACUGAGCCCUUUUGAGCUGUAAUUUUUUAAUUCUGUAAAAUUCAAGCAUCAAAUUAGAUGCUGAUAUUACAUGAAAGACACUUGCAAUGUUUAACCAUUGUGAAUGAUACCUCGAUUGUAAUUGAUUUUGUCACCACAGAAUUGCAAAGCCUUCAUGAUUUUUUUUGAAAAAGUAUUAGCUUAUGGUGGAUCUCCUGUUAUCUCUUCCAAUGAGUUUGAUUUGGUAUUCUCAGCAGAGAGGUGUAAGUGGACUUGGAUAAUGGCUGUCUUCUGGAACAUGCAACAUAAGUGUCACUACAAAAUUGCAGCAAAUAUGCAAACACUCCUUAAAGGUGUGCAAUGAUGGAGUCGGUGGGGGAGGGAUAGAAAGUGAAUAUUGAUGUGUUGCUUCCUGUCGAAUGUCCAACAAUCGAAGUUAAUAAGCAUAUUCCAGUAAACCCAAAUACAUGUAAUUUCUUGAACACUAUAGUAAGGUAAUUACAAAUGUAGGAAGUUAACCCAUCUUAUUUCAAAGAAUACCCUAGAGUUUCCUGUUACAGAAUUCAAUCGGUUUUUAAAUGUAAACAGAAAUCCUAUGGAUCAUUCUACCUUAAGUUUACCUGUGAGAAAAUUGAUUCUAAAACUGCCUUUCAUUUUAUUGAUGUACAUCCUCACUGCCUCACCCCAAGUCUUAGUCAAGCAAUUUUAUUUUUUGGGAGUCGCUUAAUUCUUGGCCCUAUCAAUUUUUCUCUGCAUUCCCUCCAGGUUUUGAAUAUAUCCAUUAUGUUGUACAGACCACAACUAGACACGGUGAUCAAGCUAUGGCCAAAACAUGAUAUAAUCUAAGCAAUGAUUUUCCCCCAUUAUUCCAUUGUGUUUUUCUCUUUUCUGUUGGCAUCUUUGGUCUGUAUUGAUUUGUCAUGUUUAACAUUUGGCCGAAUAAGAUUUCUGCUGCUUUCACCUUAAUCCAUGAUUAUAACAGAAUCUUUCAAGGAGUAGAAAUAUUUCCUACUUUUCCUUUCUAUGCAAUAUCUUGCAUGUUUGUAUUAAAUUUCAUCUGCCAAUUUCCUAUGCAUUUUUGCAUUUUGUUCAACUCAUUUUCUAAUUGUGACCUUUCCUGUUGAAGAACAGCCAGUUCUUCCAUAAAAUCACUUCAGUUAUGUAGUUGUCAACAAACAUUCAGUAUUAACAAGGUUUACCAUUUCUUUCUCUCCUGAAUUUGCUGACUUCUGCAUGUUUUUGGUUCCACAGGAAAUAACGGUUCUCCUCAAAGAGGUGUUCAUGUGUAAGCCGUUCACUCCAAUUUUUCACUGAUGUCGUGACCACUGGAUAGUGAUCGGGUGGCUGUUAUGCAUUGUUUUUCUAUUGCUCCUUUCUAGUAGGCAGAAACCAGUUGUUCUAUGCUGUAAUAAUCCAUAAUGAAGAGGCAACCCUGUGUACAGUCUAGUGCCUCCUGGUCUGCAUUAUUGUUUUGCAGAACAAGUAGAGAACUUACCAGCUGGACAGUAGGAAAACGGAAUACUUCCAAUUGGAAAAUUUUCUGCAGAUCUAAACUGCUGAACUCAGCUGGUUAUAAUCGAAAUGCAACGCAAGGAAUUAUUUUUUGACUGCUCCAUCUUCCCACUUGCAGCUAGUUCUUAAGUAAUUCCAGUAUCUUAUUCUUGAUCACUCUUCCUGUAACUAUUCAAGCUUCUGCAAAGUGAUGCUUCGAAAAUGUGCUUUCUACAGUAAGCCCUAUAUUGGGCAGUGCUUGGGCAAUCAGUUGUCAUUACGGAGUAGUCUGAGGAAAAAUACUGCCAACACCUUACACAUUAUUUGGACGCUAUUUUGUUUGAUUCCAAUGUCCAGUUCUUCUCCAAUGUGGAAUAAAAGAAGCUGGGUGAUACUUCAAAAAAAGAGUGAAGAGCAGAUUGGAGAACAAACUAAUUUGUUCCUUUUUACAUUCUUUCUCCUUUUACACAAAAAAUAACCUAUGAGAGUCAGUCUGCACUCUUGUCACUUGUGAGUUAAGGUUUUAGUUCAACAGGAGCUAGGCUGGGUCCUCCAAACUAGGAGACUCCUUGGCUCAAAUUAAUUUACUGGUCAGUUUACUGAACAAAGAUAAUACACUUACAGGUUGAAUAUUGUUUGACAAUGUUUUUCAUCUCAUCUGAAGAAUUUUAUCUGUCGGGAUCCUUUUAUAAUUGUCUUAUUUAUAUGGUAGCAGAUGUAGAUUGGCUGUUUUCCAUUUAUCAAUGUAUUUUUAUUACUCCCAAUGGGAGUAUUAUUAUGAGGGACUACUGUACUUGAAAUGCAGUGAAUUUACAGAAAUCUUUGCUGUCUCCUCCCUUGGAGAGUAUUACUUGCAGCACACACUGGUUCAGUUUCAUGGAGUUCAUUUUGUAUGCAUUUGAAGGAAAAGGCUCAACACUUGAUAACUUUGCAAAAACUAUGAACAUUUAUUGCUGGUUGAAAAUGUGAUUUCUUCCUGUAUUAUCCUUCAAUGCGACUAUUGCAUCCAGUGAUAUUUAAAAUAACAUAACAUCCCAAAAAUUUAAUUAAAAUAAAUGAGAAACUGUCUCUUGAGAAAGGAGCACCUGGAACACAAAUCAAAGUUUCAGCAGAAACUUAUUAAAUUAAUGUUCUUGGGGGAAAUGGGGUUGUGUGUGUUUGGCAGGAGGGCAUGGGAGGAAUGAUACAUCCAAGCCCCAUAUAUAUGCCUGAAUGUGCAGCCUGAAUGUCUGUAAGCUAAUUCUGUGGUAAGGGGACAAGACCAAUAGUUAACCCUACACUGUUUUAGAGUAUUACCUGACAGCUGGUACAGCAUAAAGCUCCUCUUUCAGAAAGGAUUCAGAAAUUUAUGGAACAGAAUUCAAAAAGAGAAAGUGGGUACUCAAUGACCAAUAACCUAUUAACAUUUGAUUUUUAACCUGUUAAUUAGACUGACUUUUGUAAUUGAAAUAAAUUUUCAGGUAAUUUUGUAAAACUAAAUUAAUAUCCAUCUAAUGGUGCUAGCUUCGCUGAUUGUAGUCAUAACUAAGGACUUGACAACACUUGUCGUAGAAUUAUUUUUUUCCACACAAAAUGAACAGAAUAUGCUCCUCAUAAGAUGCAACUACAAACAUUUCAAUGUUUUUAUUGUAGUUUUCUUGAUGUUUUAUAAAAUUUCAAGUG
Hemiscyllium ocellatum (epaulette shark) is the source of this 3999-nucleotide messenger RNA. RefSeq names its product matrix AAA peptidase interacting protein 1 (gene maip1). Bases 75 to 800 code for a protein of 241 amino acids. The record is from RefSeq and is a predicted model, not a curated record. Gene Ontology annotation, biological process: protein insertion into mitochondrial inner membrane from matrix; inner mitochondrial membrane organization. NCBI's taxonomy places the organism in Eukaryota, Metazoa, Chordata, Chondrichthyes, Orectolobiformes, Hemiscylliidae. Gene Ontology annotation, cellular component: mitochondrial inner membrane. The transcript has 5 exons. Gene Ontology annotation, molecular function: ribosome binding.